GUCUUCCACGACAGCACAGGUACAGUGGCGAAUUUAGACAAAACUUUUCUUACAUUCUACAAUCAUGAACAUGACCAAAGUUCUGCAGAUUUGGAUAGGGAUCUUGCUGUGCUCUGUAAACGGAUUACUGGGCUCGGCUCUGGAAUGCUCAGAUCGUGAUCUUACAGGAGCGCGAUGCUCAAUUUCUGUAGAGAAACUUCUGGAUCGAGCCAUCCAGCAUGCUGAGCUCAUCUACCGCAUCUCAGAUGAGGCCAGGACAUUGUUUCUUUCUGAUUUGCAGGAGGAGAUGUUCAUCCCUUUAGCGAUACCUGCACAUCAAAGCUAUGGAGGCAACUCUUGCAUGUCCAAUCUUGUGCACAUCCCUACAUCCAAACUUGAAAUUCAACAAAUUUCGGACAAAUGGCUCCUCCACUCAAUCUUGAUUCUGGUUCAGUUCUGGAUCGAUCCCCUGGCUGACCUGCAGGAUUCUCUUGACAGGUACGACAACGCCCCCAGCUCUCUCCUCAGCAAGACCAGGUGGAUGUCAACCAAGCUGAUUAACCUUAAGCAUGGAGUUCUUGUGCUUAUGAGUAAGAUACUGGAUGAAGGAAGUCUGGAGCUGGAAAAUAAUGAGAGUGUGACACGCCACGUUGUUGCUCCUGCCAUGGCAGAGCAAGUGCUGAGGGACUACACCGUGUUGACCUGCUUCAAAAAGGAUGCUCACAAAAUAGAAACAUUUCUAAAACUGCUUCGAUGCCGCCAAACUGAUAACCUGAGCUGCUCCUUUUUCUGAAGAGUCUGGAAAAAUCCUAUACAUGCACAAUAAAGGGAAUACAUAUUUUUUUUGCAAAUUUA
Molecule: messenger RNA, 834 nt
Organism: Hemibagrus wyckioides
Lineage: Eukaryota; Metazoa; Chordata; Actinopteri; Siluriformes; Bagridae
Gene: smtlb
Product: somatolactin beta
Exons: 5
Coding region: 65-772 (235 amino acids)
Biological process (GO): growth hormone receptor signaling pathway; positive regulation of growth; positive regulation of tyrosine phosphorylation of STAT protein
Cellular component (GO): extracellular region
Molecular function (GO): growth hormone receptor binding; growth hormone activity
Source: RefSeq, a predicted model, not a curated record